CCUAGCAGCCGGUGCUCUCGCUAAGUAUUUUGACAGAAUAAACGUAUCAUGUGGAUAUUGUGUUGAUACUUACUCAUGCACUUAUCGCAUGUUAGAAUGAGACUCCGCGACGUAUAUGUGCAUGCUUCGGUUCCGAGCAUGUGAUCAAGGGUCCGAUCUUAAUGCAAAUGAUUGUGCUCGCGGACCCUCCCGGAUCUCGUUCCUCCUAGACCACUGAAGUCUCGUCCUGAGCCUGACAUGACGACCCCACUUCCACUUUUCGUGCCUCCCGACGCUGGCUCAUCGCAUUGCGUUGCAUUCCUGAAGAAAAUCAACGAGAAGUACGGACUCGCGUUAGUUUCGUACUUUGACCUCUACAGAUGGUCGGUUGACCACAUCGAUUUAUUCUGGGAUUCUGUAUGGGACGACGUCGGUAUUGUCGGCUACAAAGGGCAAGACGUUGUCGAUAAUAACACCGUUCCGGCGAAAAACCCACCAUGGUUCAGCGAAGCUUGGAUUAAUUGGGCCGAGAAUAUGUUGACAUGUCGCUCGGCAGAUAAAUUCGCGCUUAUACAAGCAAGUAAGUAUGUUAAUAAACCAUUCGGUAGUUUGCCUGAUAAUCAUGACUAAUUAGCUGAGCCCACCCCCGAGUGCCCAAAUCCUCCUCAUCAGCGCGUUACAUAUGCCGACCUCUACGCGAUGGUUGCUGACUUGGUUUCAGCCUUGCUAAUGCUCAACCUGAAACCUGGUGAUCGAGUGGCUUCGUACUCCUCGAAUUGUAUUGAGAAUGUUGUUGCUUGUCUCGCCACCACUGCCAUAGG
This is a messenger RNA of Suillus paluster, 800 nucleotides long. RefSeq lists its product as uncharacterized. Gene Ontology annotation, cellular component: cytosol. The transcript has 2 exons. The coding region runs from base 238 to 609 and encodes 123 amino acids. The record is from RefSeq and is a predicted model, not a curated record. Lineage: Eukaryota; Fungi; Basidiomycota; Agaricomycetes; Boletales; Suillaceae. Gene Ontology annotation, molecular function: acetoacetate-CoA ligase activity.